This is a messenger RNA of Larimichthys crocea (large yellow croaker), 4865 nucleotides long. RefSeq names its product regulator of G protein signaling 9a (gene rgs9a). Gene Ontology annotation, molecular function: GTPase activator activity. The transcript is spliced from 18 exons. Gene Ontology annotation, biological process: regulation of G protein-coupled receptor signaling pathway; positive regulation of GTPase activity; G protein-coupled receptor signaling pathway. Gene Ontology annotation, cellular component: cytoplasm; neuron projection; plasma membrane. Bases 2668 to 4113 code for a protein of 481 amino acids. The record is from RefSeq and is a predicted model, not a curated record. NCBI's taxonomy places the organism in Eukaryota, Metazoa, Chordata, Actinopteri, Sciaenidae.
CAAAAGAGUUAACACAUCGAGGACCAGCUGCGGUGUCUCUAACAGUGAAACUGGGCCGGGUUUCAGAUUUGAUUUUAUUAUCAUAUUUCAUCUCUGCCUUUCUGUGGCAUCACUUAUACUAUGAAUUUACAUAUGUUUCUGCAUGUACAACAUCUGAUCACGGCUGAAAAGUGCAGCAUAAUCACAAUUUCAUGAUUGCUGUCCUGUGAGAUUGGCUCUGUUGUAAAGUUAGAAAGUAAGAAAGAGAAUUUUAGAUGGAACAAAAAGGGUUGUCAUGUUCAAGUACGGCCGCAAAUCAUCUCCUUCCACAUCUAAAAUCAACAAAAAAGACACGAUCCUACACACUUAUUGGAAAUGUGGCUCAGUUUCCAGCGGACACCGACGCCACAACAGAGCUGUUGAAUGAGCCAGAGCCGGAUCCUGUGUACAUUUGGAGGAAGUGGCCGGUGACACGGAGCUAGCUGAUGUGCUUGUACAUGUCACAGGACAACAGCCAGUAAAAUUAACUGCUAAAUUAGCCCAGAUUGCAGCAGAUAAGGAAGCGGACAUUUUAAAUGAGGAGAAAAUGAGAAGAAAUGGCUGCAAAAGUUGAUUAAAAACAAAAACAAACACUUCCUGUAGUUAAUUUUUCUCCAAAGAUAACUGGAUGUUUUAGAGUAAACACAGGCCGGGAGGUGGGUCUACAUUUUUAAGCACUGAUAUAUGUGAAUAGGUGAACGGCAGCUGGAACUUACGGCACACACAGAACAGGUAAGAAAUGCUGCUCGCUGUGUUGCAGGUAUUGAAAGAGGAGAAUGGGUGUUGUCCUGUAUGCAGUGGGAGACGAUGACAGACAAUGCGUGUAUGUACCCAAGAUGCACCAAGGACGCAUUCAAAUCCUCACAGGUACUCCACUCAGAAUGUAAAGGGUCACAUUAGGCAUUUCUAGCAGAUCAUUUCUUUCUUUCUUCAUUUUAAUUCUGCAUAUUAUUUUAAUGUUCACUCACAAACUACUACAACUACAAACUACACUGCCUCUUGGUCAGCGGCCCGACUUUCAGCAGAUUUUAUAAAAGUCUCUCAAAAAGCACAAUUUUUGUUCCACCCACAGUUCUGUUUUCAAAACAGCAGGUGACCUGCGUAUGGCAGAGGCUUGUUCUUAAUGACGCCGUUUCCAGAGACGGUUCAGGAAGUCGUUAUAGAUCAUCUUUGGUGAAACCAGACGGGCGGAUUUGGCACCAACACAGAGAGGAGAGAUAUCUGAGACACACGGGUCAAAACAAAGUUUAUAUGCUCUUGAUUUGUCCGUCUGGAAAAUACAAUCUCAGCGUCAGAAUGUUCAGAAAAUAGAGUCCGGUGUUUACUUCAGUGCUCAUGUUCACUUCUCAGUCGACAGACUCAAGUCCUGCUGCUGGUGUCCUAAAAAGGGGAGCAUCAAUGGUGAAAACCCCACGUGACACAGAUACAGGAAAUGACACUUCAGUGUGCCGUGUCUUUUCUAGAUCGUCUUUAAUAGUAAUAGCAGAGCUCUCUCUCUCUUUCUUUCUUUCUUUCUUUCUUUCUUUCUUUCUUUCUUUCUUUCUCAGUGUUUCUCUGCAGAGCAUGUGCGAUUGCUAGUUGAGAGUAAAGACAACGGGAAUGGGAGGGACUGCACACUAAUCUAUCGCAGAUUGCAGCGUUGUCUCAGACAGAUAAACAAAUUUCUUUUAAAUGCAUCGCCAUUAAAAUAUACCUGGGCAUGCCGCCCAAGUAAAGCCUAUAUGUGGGGAACACUGAUCCACCCAGACGACACGCAUUCAGCAUUCGUUUCCUUCUUUCCUUGUAAAAAAUCUGAAGUGCAUCUCGCAGUGUUUGAACAGGUCGUUUCAACUCAUUUCACCAUUUACAGGACGGGAGACGACGACUUUAUCAGCUCAUUAAGGAUGUCUUGUGACAGAUGACACAGCAGACUAUUAAGUAUUGACUGGAAACAAACAAAGUUGAAGUCACGGAGUUCAGCUGAAACUACUGCACUGUAACAAACUAAUUCUCACACACAACUCAGCCCCGACUGGUGGAUUUAAAAGCAGCCAAAGUCCACUCAGAAAGCAGCCACAUUAAAUGUUUCAUCACCUGCACAGCAAAACAACAUUUAAAAACACAGACACACAUCUUUAAAAGUGACACACAGGACCAUUUAAAGCUGGUUUAACAUGUGUCAACUCUCAGGAGGUGGUUCAGUCAUAUUGUAGUCCAGUUAGCACGUCCUGCCCUCUUUAUUUAAAGAUAGGCAGGUUUACAGUAAACACACAUUUUUCUGGAGGAAUUCGGUGUCAUGUUUUUCUCCAUACAAGACACAGUGGCAUGCUUCAGCGCUAACAGCAGCCAUGGGGGGGGAAACACACAGGGACAAUGUCAAACCUUUGUGUGCUGUUUAGGUUAGGAGAGGCUUCACAUUUAAUAAUAUGUGGUCAGGCUCUGACACACGCUGACCACCCGGUAACACCGUCUUCCCCCCCCACCACCACCCUUCAAGUCCCACCGUGUACAAACACAAAUAACAUGGGCGUUUCUGGCUCGCUUCACCAGCUAACCACACUAGCAUUGUCGAGCACUGAGAGUGCCCGUCCACUCGGCUCAGCUGCAGCUUAGCAUGGCCACCAACUUCCCACUCCUAAAAUCUGAUUUGGUUUUCAUCUAUCUGGAAACAUGACGAUCAGAACAGCUCGUCCAGACCGGUUACAACAUUUCCGGCCCCGUAUACACUGCUUAAAAAAGCUGGAGGCUACAGUGGUGGAGAUGCAGGACCCAAAAAGUGGGGUCAAGGGCUCGGAGCAGAAACUCAACGUCACUACCAUCCCACAUGUCAUCGCUGGGAAGGACAUCAUUGCAUGGAUUGCCAACAAGAUGAAGAUGACCACAGAAGAGGCUCAGGUCUUCAGCACCAUGUUAGUCUCCUAUGGCUACAUCUACCCCCUGCAGAACCACAAGAAGCUGGUCAUGUGCAACGAUGCCAGCCAAUACCGCUUCCAGACCCCAUACUUCUGGCCUACACAGAAAUGGGUUGCAGAGGACUCUGACUAUGCCAUUUACCUGGCAAAGAGGAACAUCCGCAAGAAAGGCAUGCUGGAAGCCUAUGAACAGACACAUUACAACCACCUCCAUGAAUGGCUGAACCACAAGUGGGACUUUAUUGUGAUGCAAGCCACCGAGCAGUACAAGGCUGGUAAGGAGAGGAAGAAGCCGGAUCGUGUGGUGUUUGACUGCCAGGAGAGAGCUUACUGGAUGGUGAACAGGCCACCGCGUCGUACUCACAGUGCUAUGGAUUGUGGCCCGGAGCGUCUUAUUGAUCCCACUGCAGACGAGAAAAUCACCUUUGACCAGUACAGACGCAUGAACAUCUUCUAUCAACAAGCCAUCAUGAGGUCAAAGGUCAAAUCUAGCGUAUCCCUUGGAGCACUGGUGAAGUACGUCACAACCUACAAAAACCAUGACCCGUUCUUGGCUCCCUGUCUACCCAGCAACCCCUGGCAAACGGACAAUGACACUUACUGGGCUCUUAACAUGAGAAGAGUCGAAGUCCCCACUAAGAUGCGAGUAGAGCGCUGGUCCUUCAGCUUGUUCGAGCUGCUGAGCGACCUGCGAGGUCGAGAUGACUUCAAGGUCUUCCUCAAGAAAGAGUUCAGCGGGGAGAACUUGGCUUUUUGGGAGGCAGCUGAAGAACUGAAGUGGGGCACUUCAUCUUCCAUGUCAACAAAAGCAGCGACCAUCUUCAAGACCUUCUUGGCUCCCGGAGCCCCACGCUGGAUCAACAUUGAUGGCAGGACAAUGGGUUUGACAGUGAAAGGCCUGGACCAUCCUCACCGCUACGUGCUGGAAGCAGCCCAGACGCACGUCUUCCUGCUCAUGAAAAAGGAUACUUUCUUCCGUUACCUCAAGUCACCAGUGUACAAAGACAUGCAGAAGAAGGCGCUGAACCCUGUGCCUCAUAACUUCAGUCCGGCCCAGCUGGAACAAAAUGCUCAGAACCGAAGCCCGGGCAUCAAUCCCAUCAUCCUCUGGGAACAGGAGGAGGUGGAAAAGGCCAAGGCAGCCGCUGCUUCUGCUCCAGUCGAUGUCAAAGCCAUGAUGAGCAAAAUAGACAGGAAGAAGUAGAGAUACAAGAGUGGAAGAGUGUGUGUCAGUUUUGAGUGUCCUGUCACACACAAAGCGGCCAACAGGAAGCGGCCCUUUAUUAGGAUGUAUGAACUGUACAUAAGGAUUUCAUUUAUCCUCGGUGUUAUGCCAGUGAAUGUUGUUCUGUUUUAGCAAAUUACUGAAGGAUUACUGAACAGGCCUAAUCUGUUUUUGAAGUGGCUGUUAACAUUCCUUUACAGAGAGACACAAAAUGACUGUCGUGUUCAUGUUUAAGAAGGGCGGUGGGGCUUUGACAUGCCUGUCCGUCCACGGUCUUCAUAGAUACAUAUUUGAAUGAAAGACAUCUGCAGAAUUAGAGCGUAAAUAUCAGAGGUCACAUAUAAUAUACCAUAGAAACAAAUCAUUGAUCUCAUGUUAUAUGCUUCAAUACACUGCAGAUGAUUAAACAUUUUCAUAGCUGAGCUUGUAAUUGUUUUCAUGCCAACUACUUCAUACUUACGUGACAUACUGGGAAACACUGUAGCUUGUGUUGAUGCAGUGUGUAUGAAUAGAGUAUUCCUGGAUGCAUAUACUGCUGUCUACAAGAUGUUUAAUCAGAUUUAUUUUUAUUAAACUCUACGCUGCAAACUACUGAACCAGUCAUACUCCUAAUGACACCAGUAUGUCAGUGCAGUGAAUUAAAGUGAGCGGAUUUCUCUAUGGAAGAAUUGCAUAGUGUGUAGAUCUGAUUACUGGAUCAAAUGUAAUAAACAAGAUCAAGAUAAAGCAGA